This is a messenger RNA of Trichoplusia ni (cabbage looper), 2190 nucleotides long. RefSeq lists its product as uncharacterized. NCBI's taxonomy places the organism in Eukaryota, Metazoa, Arthropoda, Insecta, Lepidoptera, Noctuidae. The record is from RefSeq and is a predicted model, not a curated record. The coding region runs from base 392 to 1162 and encodes 256 amino acids. The transcript has 5 exons.
UUUUCUUCCAAAACAAACAAUUAUAUUCUUCGUGAUCAUGCAAAUAUAAGCAUUGACCUUGAUCACCCCACUUCUUGACUAUGAUAACAGAUAAACAUCUAACGCGUUUGCUCAUCACACAUUAAGCCCUUACGUGUACACCGCACAAUAAUCUAUAUAAUUAUGUCACAUACAAUUACAAAACUGCAUUAGGCAAGAAUACUCGCCGGCCGGCCGCCUGGCCUUCUAAGACAAAAUAAUCGCUCCAACGAAAUCACACCUUAAAUCCUUGAAGCGUUGUUUAAUCACCACGAAAUUAAAGAUCAUUUAGACAAGCAGCGAACAUUCGUGUUACAAGCCUCGCAUGCGACAGAAGUGUGUUGCGACAGUGGAAUAAAUAUUAAAUAGUAAAAUGUCAAAUUACGGACAUUACGCUGUGGUUGUGUUGAGUGUAUGUAUUUAUGGCAGCCUGCAACUGGUGCCUUUGCCGGACUACAUCCAUCCCUGUUCAGAGCUAAGCGACGAAUGCUUCACGAAAGCCACACUGGACGCCAUUCCCGGGAUCGUGCAGGGAAUCCCUGAGGCCGGGAUCCCGCCGCUGGACCCUCUGCUGAUGGAUAAGAACAUCAGCAUGACUCUACCCGGGAAUCUGAGGAUGACCUUCCAUAAUGCGAAACUCGUUGGAUUGAGUUCUUGUAUUCCUGAUAAAGUGUCCUCUCGUCGUAAGAAGCGUACCUUCGUGUUCGACAUGCACUGCAACUUCACCGUCACGGGAGAAUACAGCCUCCGCGGUAGAUUGCUGCUGUUCAACUUGGAUACAGAAGGACAAGCCAAUAUAAAGAUCUACAACCAGCGCAUCCGUCUUGACGUGGUAGAACGAGUGGUUCUCAACGAUAAGGGCGAAGGGCAUUACAAGAUCAACUCGUACAAAUACAAGGCGGACUACGGGACAGACCUCAAACUAAACCUUACCAACCUUAUCAGAGGGAACCCACAAAUCAGUGCAAAUGUACUGCAAGUCCUGAACGCGGACUCGCAAGCUCUAGCCAAGGACUUCGGAGGCCCGAUCCUGGAUUACGCCAUAGACUAUGCGAUGAACGUGACACAGAAAUUCUUCGACACAUACACUUACGAUCAGAUCUCACAUGUGCCUUUAACAGAGGAUUUCUUCGAGAAAGAGUAAUAAGGUUUUAUGUAAAAAGGUUGUAUAUCUCUUUGGAGUGUCAAAAUUGACCAACGAACUUUAGGUUUAUUAUUGUUCAGCGUACAAAGAAUUAAGGAAAUAAGUUUUAUUCAUCAUUAGCUUUUUUUUUAAACUGUAUUUUUUCAGUGGAAAUAUGGAAUUGUGUUUUUUUGUUCCAUAGCUACAUGUCUAAAGACUCUGAACUGGUUGAUAAUCAUGCAUCCAAAUUGUAUGUUCGCUAAACUUUUGAUAAUACUUAUUUUCCUUUCAACAUAAUGAAUGGCAUUGAUAUUUGCGAAAAAUAUUGAUAUAUGAUUGGCAAACAUCCAAGCUUGUUAAGGAAGAUCAAAUAUUGAGUAAAACUUUACAGUGAUGCUUUCAAUUCAAUAUUUAAAAGAAGUGUGAUAUACUAUUGUAUAUUUUUAUGAUUAUUUUAAGCUUUAUAUCUAGACUUAAGACGAGGAAUCAUGGAUACGUAAAAUAGAUUAUUUGUAAGAAAGAUAAAUUCGUAAGAUGUUAUUUGGAUCUUAUUACUAAGGAGAUAGGUUUUAAAUGUGGUGUAAACUUUUAAUAAAAACAUGUUUUAUCGUAUAAAUUCAAUGUCAAACUAAUUCUAUGCUUCUUAAUAAAUAAGUUAUUGACCUUCUACUUUGACACACAAAACCUAGAAAAUCUAUCCUAUAUUAAAGUCUUGCGACAAACUACUUUAAAUGCCUAAUGUAUUUCGUAAAAAAAUCGUAUACUUUUGUCAUUUAGACAAGGUCAGAAAUAUUGUUAUUAAUACAUUGCCGUCGAUGUUAUAUCAAUUUGGAUACCAGAGCUAGGCGAACGCGCAAUGUAUUGCAAUUAACUCGAUAGUCUUAAUGAAUAAAUUAGGGACAAUUUAGACAGAGAAUUUUACGAAGCUCUCGUUCUCCUGUCAAAUUAAAAUGGAUAAUAUAUGAAUUGCUUUAAUUAAAUAAUGCUUAACUAUUAUUGCUAAUAAAACUUCCUGUAUUAAUAAGAAUAAAUAAUAAUCUUAUAAUAGA